AUUUCAAAGUAAAAGUCGGGUUGAUAACGCUCUUGUCAAAAGGUAUUUAACUGUAUGAUUGAAAAAUAUGUAAAAAUUAAUUUCGCAUACAGAUAAUUGAUUGUGCUGCAUUAUAUUCCAGCAUAAUAUAUCAUGUUUGUAUGGCAAUUUUGGCCUCGAGGGAAGUUAGCUUGACCGGUAGUUAAUGAGACCACGCGCGCCGGCUAUCCGGUGGGGGCGUUCAGGGUCACUCGGGACAGAUGGGCAUCAGUAGCGCCAGCGACGACCGCGGAGCGCCGUCUCCAGCUCGGAGCCACUGACAAUUCAGACUCGCCCUUAAACGCGCCAUGGGCGACGAUCACAAGAGCGGAGCCCGAAAGGAGGCGCAAAGUCGGGCGGACUCGGCCGGCGAGGCUCCGUUUUGCUUCGGGGACGAACUGGAGCUGAACGGGUUCGACGGUCUGCCCUUCUCGUCGCGGUACUACGAGCUGCUGGCCCAGAGGAGGACGCUGCCGGUCUGGGGACUCCGGCGGACCUUCGACGACGCGCUCGUCCGCGCGCAGCUGCUGCUCGUGUGCGCGCACGCCCACGCGGGCGGGAGCACGCAGAUCCCUCAGUGGUGCGCCGAGUCGUGCCUGUCGGUGCGCUUCCGCCACGGCACGGUGGCGUGCACGCAGGCGGGCGGGCGGCGGGCCGUGGACCUGACGUUGCGCGUGGCCGACGAGAUGGACGUCAACGUGGGCCACGAGGUGGGCUACAGCGUCGGGCGGGAGACCUGCUGCUGCUCCGAUACGGUUCUCAGGUACUGCACCGACGACGUCUUGCUCAGAGAGAUGAUGUCCGACCCGUUUCUGGAGCACUACGGCGUGAUCAUCGUCGACCAGGCCCACCAGAGGACGGUGAGUACCGACCUCCUGCUGGGCCUCCUGAAGGACAUCCUGGCGCACAGGCCCGAGCUCCGGGUGGUGGUCCUCGCCGCCCCGCCCCUGGCGGACAACCUCCGGAGUCACUUCCGAGGAGCGCCGAUCAUCGGACUGGAGUCGCCCUCGUCCGUUCUUCCCGAGGUGGUGCACAGCGGGGGUGGGAAAGACUACUUCUUCUCUGCCCUGAGGCUGGUUCUGGAGAUCCACCGGACCAAAGAGGACGGGGACGUCGUCGUGUUUUUGGCAUCGGAGGAGGAGGUUCAUUGCGCCUCCAGCAUCCUGCAGAAAGAAGGAACCAGACUAGGAGCGCACCUAGGCCGGUUGAUCCCCGCGGUCUUGGGACUCAGCCGGGAAGGACCCGGGCGACCCCCGGAUGAGCGAGGAACCCGCGGAAAAUCCCGUCGAGCUUUCCUUACCAGCGGACACGGGGAGGACCUGUGGUGGCCCGUGGAGUCCGUCAACUUUGUCGUCGACUGCGGAGUCCAGAAGAAAAUGGUUUACAAUCCGAGAAUCAGAGCCAACUCCGAGGUUCUGCAAUCCAUCAGUCGAUGCCAAGCCGAACUACGCCGGAAGCUGUGCGGACCCGCAGGCAAAUGUUUCUGUUUAUACGCGGACGACGGGCAACUUCCUGCCCGGAGAUCCCCUCGGAUCCUGGAGUCCAACAUCACGGCUACCGUUCUGUUCCUGAAGAGGAUGGAGAUCGGCGGUUUGGGCCAGUGCGAGUUCAUCGACCGACCCGAUCCCGAGGGUCUCAUGCAAGCCCUGGAGGAGUUGGACUACCUCGCCGCCCUGGACGACGACGGCAACCUCUCCGAGAUCGGCGUCGUCAUGUCCGAAAUCCCCCUGGAGCCCCAGCUGGCCAAAGCGCUGCUGGCGUCCUGCGAGUUCGACUGCGUCAGCGAGAUGCUGACCGUGGCGGCCAUGCUUUCGGCUCCGAACUGCUUUGUGGAGCCGCCGACGGGAAGGACUCUCGAGGCCUGGCAGUGUCGCAGGAAAUUCCAGCACCACGAAGGCGACCACUUCACGCUCAUCAACGUCUACAGCGCUUUCGACAGAAGCCGGAAGGAUCCUCACUUCAGCGCGGAAAAGUGGUGCAGAGACAAUUUCUUGGACCAUUCAGCCCUGCAGACGGCCGAGAGCAUCAGAGCGGAACUGACCGACACGCUAAACCGGAUCGAGCUGCCCGUUUCGGAACCGGCGUUCGGCACCAGGAGCAACGCGGCCAACCUGAAGCGAGCCCUCCUGGCGGGCUUCUUCAUGCAGAUCGCUCGGGACGUGGACGGUUCCGGGAAUUACCUGAUCCUCGCGCACAAGCACGUGGCCCAAGUUCACCCGCAGUCCGGCUACGGGCCGCGACCCGGCGAGCUGGGUCUGCCCGAGUGGGUCCUGUUCCACGAGUACACGCUGGCCGGGAACAACUUCAUGAGGGUCGUCACCGAGAUUUCACCGCAAGUCUUUAUUCAAACGGUUCCGCUCUACUUCUUCUCCAACCUGCCCCGCAGCGAGAGCAAAGACAUCCUGCAGCACAUGCUGGACCCGCACGCCACAGCCGGCGCUCGGAAGGCCGACGGACACGUCGACGAAAGCGGCGGCGGCCAGUCGGCAGAUCGCUGCGCGGUCCAGUGAUGCGGGAACUGCUCGUGGUGAGAAUAUGAAACAAACCUUUCACAAAUAUGGUACAAAAAAAAAGUGGCUAGAAAAAAAAUGAAGACUUAAUGACAAGUUUUGAUAGGUCUAUCGUUCAGGAAUAUGGUACUGUUAACUUUGGAUUUUUGGAUAUUAUUUUUUUUUUCUUAAAGAGGAACAGCAUCCUACAGUGUCGCGCUUUAAAUUCUCACAAGUUAGUCGAGUAGCGUUUUCCUUUUCUACAACUGGCUGGACGUCCUCGCUACAAUAUUUCCCCCCCCCCAAUUUAAAG
This is a messenger RNA of Syngnathoides biaculeatus (alligator pipefish), 2820 nucleotides long. RefSeq names its product DEAH (Asp-Glu-Ala-His) box polypeptide 32a (gene dhx32a). The coding region runs from base 327 to 2528 and encodes 733 amino acids. Gene Ontology annotation, molecular function: RNA binding. Gene Ontology annotation, cellular component: spliceosomal complex; intracellular anatomical structure. The transcript is spliced from 11 exons. NCBI's taxonomy places the organism in Eukaryota, Metazoa, Chordata, Actinopteri, Syngnathiformes, Syngnathidae. The record is from RefSeq and is a predicted model, not a curated record.